Messenger RNA from Vanessa atalanta (red admiral), 1440 nucleotides. It is a transcript of the gene FeCH, whose product is annotated as ferrochelatase, mitochondrial. Gene Ontology annotation, molecular function: protoporphyrin ferrochelatase activity. The record is from RefSeq and is a predicted model, not a curated record. Gene Ontology annotation, biological process: heme biosynthetic process. The coding region runs from base 218 to 1411 and encodes 397 amino acids. The transcript is spliced from 10 exons. NCBI's taxonomy places the organism in Eukaryota, Metazoa, Arthropoda, Insecta, Lepidoptera, Nymphalidae.
UAGAAAUUUAAUAUAUCAAGUCGGUGAACUAAGCAAGGAACUCACCUCAGUGAUGUUACAAAAUUGUUCCGAAUUGUGUAAACUUUGACAUAGAAAUUAGUUUAUUUAAAUAUUUUAAGUACCUCGCUAUUGUAUUUAUUUAAAUUAAAGUGUUUUGAUAUCAAAUUUAUUAAGAAAAAAUAUUCAAAUACUUUUAAAAUAUAAAUCAAAUAUUACGAUGCUGACCUCAAUGUAUCGACACAACUCAAGAAUUGCAUCAAGAUGGAUGAAUCGCGUUCGGUUAAUGAGUCAAAGCGUGGAGAAUCCAAAGACAGCUAUCAUUAUGUUAAAUAUGGGGGGACCAAAGACUACAGAUCAGGUACCUGACUACCUACUAAGGAUAAUGACAGACCGCGACAUGAUACAACUACCGGUGCAGAGCAAACUUGGACCCUGGAUAGCCAGCAGACGAUCAGAGGAAGUUAAGAAAAAGUACAUGGAAAUCGGAGGGGGAUCCCCUAUUUACAAAUGGACAGAUUUACAAGGAAGGCUCCUGACAAAAGCACUGGACCAGAUGCUACCAGAAUCGGCUCCCCAUAAACACUACAUAGCGUUCAGAUACGUUCCACCGUUCACUGAAGAAGCUUUGAGUGCGGUGGAAAAAGACGGUGUAGAGAGAGCGAUCAUAUUCUCUCAAUAUCCGCAGUACAGUUGCGCAACCACCGGCUCGAGUUUAAACGCCAUUGCAGAUUUUUAUAAAGACAGAUCAUUGCCAAAAAUUAAAUUCUCACUGAUAGAACGAUGGGCGACGAAUAUAAAUUUAGCGAAAGUGUUCGCGGAAAGGAUCAAGGAUAAACUGCAAUUGUUUGACGAAAAAAUACGAGAUCAAGUACUAAUCAUGUUCACCGCGCACAGUUUGCCGUUAAAGGCGGUAUCACGCGGAGACACGUAUCCCCACGAGGUCGCAGCGUCCGUAUCCGCAACAAUGGCGCAGCUCUCCGUCCCCAAUCCUCACAGACUCGUGUGGCAGAGCAAAGUCGGACCGUUGCCAUGGUUACAACCGUACACAGACGACGCCAUAAAGGCGUACGCGAAGCAAGGCGUCAAACAUAUGAUCCUUGUACCGAUUGCGUUCGUUAAUGAACAUAUAGAGACAUUACACGAACUCGAUAUAGAAUACUGCGAUGAAGUCGCUAAAGAGGCUGGCAUCACUCAGAUCGAACGCGCAUCAGCUCCUAACGAUCAUCCGAUAUUCAUAGCUGCAAUGGCGGAUGUUGUCGCGAAGCAUAUUAAUGAUGGUCCGAGCGUGUCGAAACAGUUUCUAUCUAGAUGUCCACACUGCGUCAGCCAAAGGUGCAAAUCAUCGAAGGAGUUCUACAAGAAGUUGUGUUCCACAGAUUAUAACCAACCGGAGUUGGCAGCUAAAAUAUAGAUAAAACAAAUUAAAGUAUUACAUUAAAA